This is a messenger RNA of Coccomyxa subellipsoidea C-169, 1668 nucleotides long. RefSeq lists its product as hypothetical. NCBI's taxonomy places the organism in Eukaryota, Viridiplantae, Chlorophyta, Trebouxiophyceae, Coccomyxaceae. The record is from RefSeq and is a predicted model, not a curated record. The transcript is spliced from 11 exons. The coding region runs from base 1 to 1668 and encodes 555 amino acids.
AUGGAGAGCCCCGCGAUGCACGCCCUUCUUCAGGUAGCCGUCUCACGCCUUGUGCGCUCUCUGGAAGCGCGCUGCUUUUUAGAUGUCUGCCAAUGGCAGUUCAAUGCAUAUCAGCUCGUGAAUAUAGCCAGCCAUUCUUGGCCCAAGAUAUCUCUGCUUGACAGCUCCAAGGAGAACGACCAUACAAGGCUCCAGUGGCCUGAGGGACUCUCUGAGGAAGGCCUGCUGCGCUGGUGGAUCAGUUCAAAUGGCGGAUACAUUCAUCCUGCCCUGCACCUCACAGAAUCCCCCUCCUGUGGCGGCAGGGGCUGGGUGGCAUCUGGCACCAUUGAUCACAAGACUGUCUGCGAAGAGCCGGUCAUUGUGAUCCCCUAUGGCCUGGGCUACUUUGCCAAAAAUGCCAUCGCGGAGCUGAACACAGUCUUGCAGAGAGCUGGAUCAAAGCGCACGCUUGAGGAGAUGGUUUCUCUGUCUACUCUGGAGAGUGGGCUGCCGCUGGCCGUUGCACUGGCAAAUGAGCGGAAGAAAGGCGACCAGUCUGAGUUCUGGCCCCACCUGCGGCUGCUGCCCACAGAGCCUCCAUCCCUGUGGCUGAAGACCACAGCUGAGCAGUCUGCCUUCUAUGACACACUAGGUUGGCCAUCCACCAGAAAGAAAGCUGUGAUCAAGCAGCUCAGAGCGGAGAAAUGCAGGAUGGAGAAUCACUUGGAUACCUUCUUGACCAAGACCAAGCUUCACAGCCUCAUGGGCCUGACUCGAGAUGAAGUCAUGUGGGGCUUAUCAACUGUCCAGGUGCGCAAACACAGCUCAGGCCUUAAGGGCAACAUCAAGGUCGGCAUCGACUUUCUCAAUCACCACCAUGAGGCAGGCAUAGUCCUGAGGCUGCCUCCCUUUGGCACUGAUAGAGAUGCGGCAAAGACCAAUGAAGAUCUUGAUAAUCUCCAAAUGAUCAUUUCAUGCAUGGCCGGCAAACCAACCCCCCUCUCAGAAGGCGAUGAGCUCUUUAUUAUAUACCCCUCUGCAGAUAUUCCAGGCCGCACAAGAGAUACCAAAAUUGAAGAGAGCAUUGUCCAGUUUGGAUGUGUCCUAGAACCCCGCUCCAUCACCUUCAAUCAGGAGGGUUCCCGCUAUGCUGGCAAUGAGAUUCCCUUUGGCGCUCUGGAGAAGCAUUACAACCUGACAGUGGAGGAGAAGGGUGCCCUCAACGACAAAUUUUAUGCCCUCUACGAUACAAACCCUGACCACCCGUACAUCAUCAACUACUUCCUACCCUUGAGGAAGAGCUACGAGAAGCAACAGGCAGAGGGACUGCUAUCAGCUGAGACCAUCAAGCAAGCAAAUGCGCUGAUGUGCGUGAACCCAGGCUGCCCCAGGCAUCCAGCCUACGACAGGAAGCAGCAAUUCUGCACUGUGUGCCAAGCGCACUACUGCAGCCGCAACUGCCAGAAGGCGCACUGGCCGGAGCACAAGCUGCGCUGCAAGGCUGCAGCUGCCAGAACGGAGCAGUUCCUCAAGAAGCUGCAAGCCACACAUGGACCUGAGGGUGUGGUUGCUGCAAUGGAGCUGGCAAGGAAGCUGAUGGCUGGACAGCAUGGCAACGCCGGCGCUCGGGAGGAGGUCUUGAAGAUGCUGGGCAUCGGGGGAUCUGCCAUUGGUGCAGACACAUGA